Molecule: messenger RNA, 3834 nt
Organism: Diorhabda sublineata
Lineage: Eukaryota; Metazoa; Arthropoda; Insecta; Coleoptera; Chrysomelidae
Product: DNA helicase MCM8-like
Exons: 12
Coding region: 259-2556 (765 amino acids)
Cellular component (GO): MCM complex; nucleus
Molecular function (GO): ATP binding; single-stranded DNA helicase activity; single-stranded DNA binding
Source: RefSeq, a predicted model, not a curated record
AUACGUUUAUGAUGUAAGAAAAAUAUUAGACAAAAGGUUUUUAACUCACUAUACACUAGAUAUAAGCCGAUAAAAAUUGAUUGUAAUAAUAAUAAUUUUGUUUCAAUAAAUAAUAAUUUUGUUGAUUCAAGUGAGCUUAGCCAGAACAAAAAAUCAGUUGGUUAUUCUGAUAAUCAACUAUACAUAACCAUAAAAAACAAAUUCAAAAAUAUUCAAAAAAUAUUUGUUUUAAAUAAAGUUAAAUUUCUAUUUUUUGAAAUGUCGAAACCUUGGUUUAAAAAGAAUUAUAAAAGAGUUAGUAAAUAUAAAGGUGACGAUCCUAGUGAUGUAAAUAAUCUACCAAACUAUGGAUAUUUAGGGUUCAGACUUUAUUUCCCCGAUGCAGAUCAUAUAAACGAAGAGAUGUUAAAAAAACACGUAAAUACGUUCAAAACAUUCUUUCAACAAAAUCAAACGUGUUAUUCUUUACCGGAAAUCGCCAAAGAUAAAUUAUUUAACUUGGAUUUUAAACAAAUAACUGGAGACGAGAACAUAUUAACAAAUUGGCCCGAAUUUAAGGAAGAAUUAUCGAAUGACUCAGAAUAUUGUUUAAAUUGUAUAAGUUUAGCCAUGCACGAUUUAAUUACCAAGUAUUAUGAAGAACAAAACGAACAAAAUUUGAUAUUAUUCGAACCGAUAACUGCAAGAAUUUGUAAUGUGGAACCAUUUUUACAUCUAAGAGAACUCAGGUUUCAAUACAUUGGUAAACUGGUAACUAUUAAAGGAACUGUGAUAAAAACUAGUGAUGUAAAGUUAAUUGCUCAGUAUUUAACGUUUACAUGUAGCAAUUGCUUUGGUACUCAAAUAUCAAAACAACCAGAUAAUGUUUACACAGUACCACUUAGUUGUAAGACUAAAGAUUGUAAAGCCAAGACUAAUUUUAGUGUGGAACUCGCGUCUCCUUAUGAUAAAUUUGUCAGUUGGCAAUCGGUUAAGAUUCAGGAACCACAUUGGGCUGACCAGUAUGACCAUGCCAGAACUCCAAGAACUCUUGAUUGUGAAUUAACAGAAGAUUUAGUAAAUACUUGUUUCCCAGGAGAUGACGUAACUAUUUCUGGUAUAAUUAACGUAAGAGAUGUUAAUAGUAACAACGGUAAAAAUAAACAAAACUCCAUAUUCAAUCUUUAUUUGAAAGCGAUAUCAGUUUUUAAUAACAAAAAACAAUGUAAAGGUGAAUAUAACAUCGGGAUAUCUUUCAAUCAAAAUGAUUAUUUCGAUAUACAAAAAAUCCAUUGUGCUCAAAAUUCAUUUGCUCUUCUAGUACAAUCUCUAUGUCCCAAUAUAUAUGGGCAUGAGAUGGUUAAAGCUGGUCUUCUCUUAGCAUUAUUCGGUGGUACUAAAUCUGAAUCAUUCCGAGGAGAAUCCCAUGUAUUAGUUGUAGGUGAUCCUGGAUUGGGAAAAAGUCAGAUGUUACAAGCAUGUACGAAUGUUGCACCUCGAGGGGUUUACGUAUGUGGAAAUACAAGUACAAGUUCUGGAUUAACAGUCACAAUGACUAGAGAUGGAGAGGGAGAAUUUUCUUUGGAAGCAGGAGCUUUAAUGUUAGCAGAUCAAGGUUGUUGUUGCAUCGAUGAAUUCGAUAAAAUGCCUACCCAGCAUGCAGCUCUUUUAGAAGCUAUGGAACAACAAACUAUUAGUAUAGCUAAAGCCGGAACGAUUUGUUCUAUCCCUACAAGGGUUACUAUGUUAGCUGCAGCUAAUCCCGUAGGAGGUCAUUACAAUAAAGCCAGAACAAUAGCGGAAAAUUUGAAAAUGAAUUCACCUAUGCUAUCAAGAUUCGAUUUGAUAUUUAUUUUAGUCGAUACCGUAAACGAAGAAACAGAUUGGCUCCUAUCGAAGCACGUGGUCAGCAUACAUUUAGAACAAAGCGAAAAAAGUAGAAUCCAAAAUAAUUCGGUGUCUAUUGUAGAAUCUAGUAAUGGAAAUUUAAGAGACCGUUUAAAAUUUGACGCUUCCAAAGCCGAUUUGGUUCCCCAUAAUUUAUUUAGAAAAUAUAUAGCUUACGCCCAGAAAUAUGUCAAACCGCAAUUAUCGGAUGAUGCGAAAAGUGUCAUUAAACAGUAUUACCUAUCGUUGCGUAAACAAUUCCAAACUGGCGACUGUACUCCUGUUACGACUAGACAGGCCAACUCCUUAAUUCGAUUAACUCAAGCAAGAGCAAAAGCUGAGUUACGAGAAGUGGCAACCAAGCAAGACGCCGAAGAUGUAGUAGAAAUUAUGAAGUGGAGUCUGAACGAUAUUUUCAGUGAUGGUACUGGAGUUUUGGAUAAAACACGUUCUCAAAACGGUACCGGAACAAGUAUUAAAGCACAAAUUACGAGGCUCUUAAGGAUAGUGCAGAGAAUUUCAGAAAUAGAAACGAGAUCUAUUUUUGGUACAAAUGAACUGAAACAAUUAAGUGAACAAGCGGGUAUAGCUAAAAACAAAUUCAACACGGUUUUGGAAAAUUUAAAUUUACAAGGAUUCCUGUUGAAAAAAGGUCAAGGCAAAUACCAAUUGGUUACAGCUGAUUUUUAGAUUUUUUCUUUGAAUUCGUAUAUUUCAAAUGUUGCAAUAAAAUGUCAUCUCAAUUCUAUUUAGAUCAUUCCAUUGAUUUUUGCGGUACCAUAAAAAAUAAAGUUUUGUAAUCCUUAUUACCACUUCAAAUCUUAUAAAUUGAUUAAAUUAUCAAAAUUGUCCCCCUUUGCUGUAAGGUUUAGUUAUACUACAUGUUUAUUAUGAUUUUCUCCAUGAUAUCCUAAAUUUCUUUUGAGAUUCAUCUUCACUAACUUGUAGUUAUUACAACUUUUAGAAAUUUUCCAGUUAUACUAGUUUGAGAAGAUGCGAUUCAUAAAAAUAUGAACCAGUUGCAACUCUCCGAUGCCCAACUACUAAACAUCAAACUAACAUUUUUUUCCAGUUUUGAUUGAAUGUGAAAUAAAGGAGUCUUUGUUCCAAUCAUAAAGCAUGACCAUAUUAUUUAAUACCCAAUUUAGUUCAUAAAACCAAUAAAAGAAAAUUAACCCAUUCUUCUCUUUUCCUUCUAUUUUUUCAGAAAAACCAUAAGAAAAUUAUUGUAUGUCAAGGAAUGUCAGGUUGUGCUCUGCUUAGGCUUAUCUUAUUAAUAUAAUACCUCUCAGAGAUUCAGGUCAGGAUCAUUCUGGUUUCAAUCAAAUUGCCCAGCUCUAGUGUUAACAUUUCAUUAAUUUCAUUUCAUAUGAAAAAUGACAUUUUGAAUUAUUGGUUUAUGUUAUUAACUGUGGGUUAUUAAUCCAUCGUUUCGGUAAUCAUCUGAUCCAAAACCACUCUGAAUUUAUAUGAAAACAUUGACAUUUUGCUAGUUAACAAUUUGAAGAUACAGGAACCAUUGUUGUUCAUCUACAUUUUACUGUGUUUCUGUUGCUGUAAUUUUGUAAUUAUCUGAUCCACAACCUAUUCUGAUUUCACAUGAAAACAAUAGCAUUUCGCCAAUUUUCAACAAACUAUUUCUUGUGUUGAAGACACAAUAUUAACACUAUCUGGAACCAUUCUUGUUUAUUUGCUGUUAACUCGGUUCUUGGUGCUGUUGACCGUAGGUUAUCAAUUCUUUAUUUUGGGAUACAUCUGACCCAAAACAAAUUCAGUAUUCAUUUAAAGACAAUGACAUUUUGCCAAUAUUUGGCGAUAAAGUGGUGGUAAUUUAGCACUAGUAUAAAUCAUUCUUGUUCAUUUGCGUUUUACCUCAGUUUCUGUUGUUGACUGUAAGGUAACAUUCCAUUUUGUGUUGUAUAAAUUGUUAUUUUUACAUGAAAAAUACACAGUUUAUACAAGAAACAA